Messenger RNA from Armigeres subalbatus, 617 nucleotides. RefSeq lists its product as uncharacterized. The transcript is spliced from 3 exons. The record is from RefSeq and is a predicted model, not a curated record. The coding region runs from base 254 to 607 and encodes 117 amino acids. NCBI's taxonomy places the organism in Eukaryota, Metazoa, Arthropoda, Insecta, Diptera, Culicidae.
CUACGCGUUAACAUGGAGCGCUCAAUCGAAUCGUUUUAUUGUACCGGCACUUCAUAAAAGUACAAAAAAAAAGUUAGAUGACGAAAAACAAAUGCUACUGACUAUGCUAUGUACGAAAAGCACUAAAACAAACAAACCCCAAAGGUGCCAGAAGCAGUUGAGUAAACAAAACGAAGUAUCUACGUCGAUCGAAAUAAUUUGCGAAGACCAGGUCGAAUUUCGUAGUUGAUAUCAGUUGAGAUUGAUUCGGAAGAUGAACUACUUGUCGCUUCUAUUGAUAGUAACGUUGGCCACAUCAGCUACCGAAGCUGAUGAUUCCACAACUAUUCCCUCGGACAUUGAAAAGCUAUUCAACGAAACUACUCUACCAUGUACGCCACAUGAAGUAGUUAAUCAUGCGUGCUACUUUUGCAAGUGCAACUUCCACGGCAAUCGCCAGCACUGUAUCUACACGUGUGAUCCGACAACCGGGCGCUCUGUGCUUCCUGGCUCGAAAAUAUGUACCGAAAAUGAUAAAUUCAGAUCAGGGUGCAAACGAUGCCGUUGCAGCAAGGGGCAACUGUUCUUCAAUUGCUUUAUGGCAGACCGAUGCCGACAAUUUUCCUAAACAAUUUCAU